This is a messenger RNA of Spathaspora passalidarum NRRL Y-27907, 1880 nucleotides long. Its product is annotated as glycoside hydrolase family 76 protein. NCBI's taxonomy places the organism in Eukaryota, Fungi, Ascomycota, Pichiomycetes, Serinales, Debaryomycetaceae. The coding region runs from base 234 to 1652 and encodes 472 amino acids. The transcript is spliced from 2 exons. Gene Ontology annotation, molecular function: mannan endo-1,6-alpha-mannosidase activity. The record is from RefSeq and is a predicted model, not a curated record. Gene Ontology annotation, biological process: carbohydrate catabolic process; fungal-type cell wall biogenesis; budding cell bud growth.
AUCACCCAACAAUCGGUAACAUAGAAUAAUUACACUUGGCUAACUUAGGCUGGCAAAGCCCGAUUUCAAACUAAUAGAAAUGUAUUUUACAAAAUUGCUCCCUCAAAAUGACAACUAUGAUAUAAAGCAAGGAUAAAUAAGGGCUCAAUUUCCCCCCCCUUUUUUUAAUUUGUUCCUAGCCGUUGCUAUAUACUUAUAAAAUAUCUACUCAAUUAAUAGAAAUAGUGUAAGCCAUGAUGGUACAACACUCACAUAUAAUCACUGUUAUUCUCACACUAUUCACACCAUUGCUUAUUUCCGCCUAUGAUUUGGACAUCAAUUCCCAUGAUAGUAUCUGUCACGCGGCAAAAUUAGCUGCAGAUGGUGCUUGGAACUACUAUGAUGGAUUCAAGUACGGAGGAGUAAUCGGAAUGUUCAUACCACCAAAUUACUGGUGGAAUUCAGGCCAAACUUUUGGUGGACUUCUUGACUACUACAAAUUCUGUGAUCCAAAGAAUGAAACAUUGAAGAAAGAUAUUUUUGAUGGAAUGUAUCUGCAGGUUGGAGAUCAUUUCGAUUUCGUCCCAUUGAACCAAACAAAAACCGAAGGUAAUGAUGAUCAAGGUGUUUGGGGAAUGGCACUCUUGGAAGCUGUUGAAAGAAACUUCACUAAUCCAAAAGGUCAUACCUGGUUAAAAUUAACUGAAAAUUUAUUCAACAGUAUGAACGGUAGAUGGGAUACCAAACAUUGUGGAGGAGGAUUAAGAUGGCAAAUUUAUAAAUGGAACAACGGGUACAAUUACAAAAAUACAAUUUCCAAUGGUAGCCUUUUCCACAUUGCCGCUCGAUUGGCCAGAAUAACUGGAAACAGAACUUACUUUGACAUUGCCAACAAGGUAUGGAAAUGGAUGGAUGAUGUUGGUUUCCUUGGCGAGGAUACCAAGGGAAAUUUCUGGCUUUUCGAUGGUGCAGAAAUUGAAGAUGAUUGCAGAAAGAUCACUGUUUUGAGAUGGUCCUAUAACUAUGGAAUUGUUUUAUCAGGAAGUGCAUACAUGUACAACAUCACCGAAGACGAAGUAUGGAAAAAUAGAACAAAGGAAAUAUUGGAUGCAUCACUUAGUUUCUUCUUCCACAACAAGAUCAUGCAGGAAACAACAUGUGUUGAUAAAGAUAAUUGCAACAAUGAUCAACGGUCUUUCCGGUCAUUAUUUGCACGAGGUCUUGUAUUGACUUCUUUAGUUAUGCCUGAAACGAGGUCCAAGAUCAUGCCCUAUUUGAAAAAGUCUGCUGCAGGAGCGGCAGCUUCCUGUUCAGGAGGUUCUGAUGGAAUCUCUUGUGGAAUGGAUUGGUCUAAGGGAAAAUGGGAUGGAGUUUAUGGAUUAGGGGAACAAGUUUCAGCUUUAGAAACAAUUAUGUCUUUGAUUGUUAAAGAGCCAGAUCCAAUAAAACAUAAAACUACUUCAAAGACCGUUUCGAAAACCACUUUAAAGACCACAACUUCCAAAACAUCAUCAACCACAAGUUCUAAAACAUCAUCUAAAACAAGUAGUUCGACAUCGCUUCUGCGAAAAGAUCCUACUAGUACAGCAUUGAUAAUUAAAAAGAAUUCUGAGUCUCAUCUUUCCACUCUGUCCUUAAUUAAAUUUGUUCCUUUCUUGUUGCAGUUAUUAUAAUCGAAAUUAAUAGAUUUGCUUUUGGAAUUACAUGAAUUAACGAGUUGUGAUGCACAUCUAUUCCACAUAGAAUUGGGGACUUCAACAGUAUAAAUCUUGUUUAAUUAUUAUAAUUCAUUAUGAAAUGGGCAUGUUUGCAUAUUCAUCUCAUAUCUUAUUUUUUUUUAUUGGUAGUAUAUAGCAUACAUAGCAUAAUGGAGAAAGGUAGCAAACCAAGAUUUUCCCCAU